This is a messenger RNA of Porites evermanni, 6515 nucleotides long. NCBI's taxonomy places the organism in Eukaryota, Metazoa, Cnidaria, Anthozoa, Scleractinia, Poritidae. The record is from the annotation of a GenBank genome assembly.
AUGCUCGGUAAACUGGAUCAGAAAGACUUCAAGCAAGUGAUCGCCAAGGGAAUGAAAACUUACGGUAUGUUCCAGGUCUUCUUAACAAACGAACUGUUUGAUACAGCAAGAUUAGCUCUCACUCAUGCUCUAAGUGGCCAAGUGUGCGAGCAGGCUCUAGUGUUGUUGUAUCGUGAGAUUUCGCUUUGGCCUACCGCCCGAGGGCUUGGUCCCCUUCCUUGCUGAAUAACUUGAAGGGGUUUUGUCACGGAGAUAUUAUAGUGUUCUGUUUGAAACUGAACUUACGGAUUACAGCAAAGUUGAAAUUUUGAAAGUAUAACAGACAUACUGCGGCUUUUAUCGAUUGUUCAAAGAAAUGGGGAGAAAGGCUAACAUUAUUCUUUUACGUUGUAGUAAUCGUUCUUAAGCGAUUAAAAGAGGAUAAAGAGAAUUUUGUCUCAUUUGUAGCAAAGUUGAUACUGGCCCAAUGGCUCCACCUUCUUUUGGCUGCGGUUUUUCUAAGAUUGUCUCUAGAUCGUGUAUCGUAAUCAUGAAAAUCGCAUUUUGGCUGAUAAUUCUUUUUUGCAGCUCGUGAAAACCGUGAACUGGACAUCCUCCUCUUCAGAGAAGUAUUUGACAAUGUGGCUCGUGUUGACCGUGUGCUCACCAAACCUGGCGGCUCGCUCCUAAUGGCUGGUCGCAGUGGUGUGGGACGGAGGACAGCGGCUGCCUUAGUCGCACACAUGCACAACAUUCAAGUGUUUACACCUAAGGUAUCAAGAGGCUAUGGAUUGAAGCAGUUUAGGACUGAUCUCAAGACGGUGAGUACGCGUCAAAACAUACUUAAACCCUUAAGAUCUGAUCAGUAAUUCUACUUUCUGACUGCCAUACAAUUUCUUGGACGUCCAUUUAAGAGAAUCUGGGUUUAUAUCAUUGUAACGUUAUCUGGCUGAUAAAUUUACCUUUUCCUACCACCUGUCUGUUGUUUUCUUAGGUAUUAAGACAGAAUCCACCGGGAAAGUAAGUAAUUUUAAUUUUCAGUGGAUAAAAACCUUGUACCAGAGUAAUUCAAACAAUGUCGCAUUCUUUUUUUUACAAUUUUUAAGGGAUAUAGAUGUAAUUAGUUAUCUGUAAUGAUACCAAAGAAAAUUACUCAAGGGAGCCCGAGAAAAUAAAUGUCAAGUUUCAUAAAAUGAAAUCUUACACAUGAAAUUUUCAGAAUUUUACCUGUGUUUUAACAAUUCUUGUGAAAUUUGACAUAUAUUUUCUCGGGCUCCCAUAAGAAAUUUUCUUUGGUGUUAUUACUGAGAUAACCAAUUACAACAAUAGCCCUUGAAAAAUGCAAAAAAGAAUGCGAUAUCAUUUAAAUUAUUCUGGUACAAGGUUUUUGUUCACUGAAAAUUAAAAUUACUCAAUUUCAUGAUGCAUUCCGUCUUAAUUUCUGCAUCCUGGUGAGUUAAACCUUUAGGUCCCAAGAGUGACCAACAUCAAUUUUCUCCUAAUUAUAUCAAUACAUUAUCAAAUGAAAGGGUUAGGAGAAUUAACAAAGUGAUCAACAAAGGAGAAAUGCUUUGAUCUUUUAUCAAGUUCUCUCAACUGAUUCUAAAAGACAAUGUGUGGACAGUGGUAGGAGAAUUUGUAUUUGAAUAUCGGGGCUGAAAGAGUUGAAAGGUAAUUUAGCAUCUGCUGUACCGUCCUACAGGUUAUGCAGUUGUCCGGUAUUGAAGGAGAACAAGUAGUCCUCAUCUUAGAAGAUCACCAGGUGGACGGAAGUUUCUUGGAACUCAUCAACAGCCUGUUGAGCGCAGGAGAGGUUCCAGGAUUAUACACUCCUGAGGAGUUAGAGCCCUUGUUGGGUCCGCUGAGGGAUCUUGCUUCUCAAGAUGGAUUCCGGGGCACGCUGGUCUCGUAUUUCGCGUCGCGAGUGAAGAGGAACCUGCAUAUUGUACUGAUCAUGGACUCAUCCUCCAAGACAUUUACAGGCAACUGCGAGUCUAAUCCUGCUUUUUACAAGAGCUGUUCAUUCCAGUGGAUGGAGGGAUGGAACAGAGAAAGUAUGGCGCAAAGUAAGUGGGUUUGAUCCGAGGUAAAUAAGUGAGGAACGUCGCUUUUUUCUCUCUGUUUUUUUUUUGUUUUGUUUUAUCACAGGGACGUGUUUAUUCGUUCGUGUGAUGAGCCCUGAGCCCCUGAGGAAGUAGGAGAUACCUGCAAACAAACAAGCAAUUAAAAAAAGAUAACAGCAACAGCAACAAAAGUUUUUUUUUCACUAAGGACGCUGAGUACGCGAGAAAUGGGAUGUGGAGUUGAAUAGAGUUCAACGAAGAAUCACUGUUAACGCAUUUUCGUACCUAAUCAUUUUAUGAUCCCCUAAACGAGGUUGGAAGGUUAUUAGCUUAACUUCCCAGUUAGCUCAGUUGAUAGAGCAGCGGUCUCGCGGGGUCCAACCCCCGCCGGACCCACCAACAAGAGUAAUUUUAAACUGUUAAGAUCAUGCUAAUUUAGUUCCAGAAAACCAACGGAGUCCUUUUAACUACGGUGAGUUUGAACAUAAAGUCAUCCGGCUAGCAACGAGUGUGAACUAAUUAGGCUGUUAAGUAGUUCACCAGCUUUGAGAAUGCAUGCAUGCUCAGUGACACCUAUUUCCAAAGCUGGUACAUGAACGUAAGCGUCGACGAUGCUAAACUAAAAUUCUUUUUGUGUUGUUAUUUUAAGAUGUCACUACGGCUAUUACAACGGGAAAGUGAAAGAGAAAGUGAAAAUGAAAAAAGAAAACACGGAUGCAAGCAAUAAUUACUGGUUGUUUUUUACUUAGUACCUGGAAUGCUUCUUGCUGAUGAAGGUUUGCACAGCGGUGAGGGAACCAAGGGGAAGGAUGGAAAGUCAGGCGCAGAGGAAUUAGUUAAGAACUUCCUCCAGAUUCACGAGUCAUGCAGCGACAAGGAUGCUGCCCCGAGAAGAUAUAUGACAUUCUUGAAGACUUAUAAACAGGUGUACAACGAGAAGAAGGAAGGAGUGGUCAAGCGGCAACAGCAUCUGCAGGUAUCAAAAUAGAAAUCAGGAAAACUUCGCAUUUAGUAAAACUUUUACAAGUGUAAUUUUCAAGUGAAUGUCAAUAGGUACUCGAGCAUUAUGGUUCAGUCUGUACAACUUUACCGAGGUCUGAAAGGGCCCGUCUGGUCCACUGUUUGUUGCUUCUGUUUUUUUUAAUGCCUGUGUUUUUGACGUUGUAAAGCUCGCCCUUUAGUUAGGUCGUAGCUGUCGCUUUCGGGUUUUGUUUACCCUGAGGUGCUGAACCGUGAGUUGGGAGUUAUCGAGCGGUUGUAUAGAGGAAUAGUCUGGGUUAAGACUGUUUCGCCUCCUGACAAAUUUGAGUUCGCUGCUCGUUCGCUUCUCACCUGCCGAGUUCGUCAUCAGGACUGAAUAACUAUGAUCAAAGUUUUCACUAGGUAGAGUUCUCAGUACGCUAGUAGCGAACUGGAGCUAAUGUGUGGCGAGCGUUUGGUGCAGUCCGGCGCAACAAAUUUGACACCUGGAGAACUAGUCACUACAGGGUAAUUCAAUCUUUGAAGUUUCAUUUUUCGGCUGUGGGAGUUCCGAGUCUUUGACAAUUGGGAAAGUCGAGGCCAUUACAGCAUGCAAAUUUAGGAUGUGUAGAAUCGGAUUCCACCUUAAUUUAAUAAACAGCUUAAUUUUCUCCUCUAAGGCUGGUGUAUCGAAGCUCACUGACGCCAAAGCACUCGUCGAUGAUCUCAAACAAAAAGCAGGAGAGCAAAGCCAACAAUUGGCUGAAAAACAGGCAGAAGCUGAUGCAGCACUGAGGGAAAUAACCGCUAGUAUGCAGGUAAACAACCAAUCUUACUUUACUUCUGUCCAACUAACAAUUUACCUUUCAAACGUGUUCGAAUACAUCGAAACAUUAGUAAUCGCUUGACUAUUUCUGCCGUUUUUCGUUUAUUGCAAAUGUGAUAUUUUAGCACAUUAUCUUUCCUUUUUUGUUACUUAAGGUUAGUUUUGUGAUUGCCCACAUUUGCCCAGAUCAACCUUUUGGAUCUAUUUAGAUUUCUGGGAAACUGCCCUCCUAUCCCUCCCCUAAGCCAUCAUUUAGCCCUCAGUGAGAAGUAAGUGUUAAUAUUUCACCAACGCUUAAACUCCUCGUUCUCUAAUGUUUAUUCGCAAAGCGUGCCAGUGAGUCCAAAAGCGAAAUGGAAACACUAAAACAAAAGCAAGGAGAAGAGUCCCUCAAACUGGAGAAAAGAAAGAAGGCCAUCGAGAUUGAGUUAUCAGAGAUUGAACCGCUCGUGCAGGAAGCUAAAGAUGCCGUCGGUAACAUCAAACCCGAGACGCUGUCUGAAAUUCGAGCAUUGCGCAUGCCUCCUGAUGUCAUCCGGGACAUCUUAGAGGCUGUGCAAAGGCUGAUGGGAAUUUUUGAUACCUCGUGGGUCAGCAUGAAAAGGUGAGCUUUGUAUCACGUGUUUAGAAUUCUCUCCACUUCACAUAUUUUAACCAAACUGAGAACAACAUGUGAAUAAAAUAAUCUUGGACAAUGUAUAAUUCUGUUACCAAACACGAACUAUUCGUCCGUUUAAAUCUCCAAGUUCGUUCCAGGUGUAGUUCUGGGACUAAGGGCCUGUUUACAUGGAGUGGGGGACCCCGGUCUAGUGGGGUUGGUUUCUUUUGUUUUUACGCUCUGGGGGACACAAAACAAAAGAAACCUACCCCACUAGACCUGGAUCCCCCACUCCAUGUAAACAGGGUCUAAGUUUUCUUUGUUGAUAAGACAGGACCUCUCCUAAUGUUCACGAAACACCUAAAACUAACCUUUGACCCUUGACGCAACAUGAUUUCAAAUCACGUGCCUUUUCCUAAAUCCCUUUUAUUUGAAAGAGCCUUAAGCAGCGAAGUAGUAAGAAAAGGUUUCUUUGUUUACAUAACUGCGAAAACGAAUAAAAUCGUUGCGGCUUUCAAGACAAAACCGUCAGUCGUAUAUUUUAGGACGUUUUUGUUUUAGUGUGUUUACUCUCAGACUGGGAGCUAGAAUACUGUCGGACGGUGAAGGCGUAACCUCAGUGACCAUCUGGCGCUUGUGUUUUUGCAAAUAGUAUUUUAAACUCUUUUUUAAUUUACACUAUAUUAUCUGUUUAGUUUUCUUGCGAAACGUGGUGUGAAGGAUGAAAUCUGCUCUUUUGAUGCCCGAAAAAUCACUCCUGAAAUCAGAGCUAGUGUGGAAGAACUGCUAGAAAAAAAUGCUAAUUCGUUUGAUCCUAAGGUAAGUUCAUAUCCUAGUUUUUUAGUUGAUUUUUAUACAGAAAAGAAAAAAAAAAAAUUUCUUCUCACGCUGAUUUGCUUCCCAACUAACUUUCAAGAAAAGUGACUGCUUGCGGUCCACCCACGCAAUGACUGCUCCCCCAUUAUUGAUAGUAAUUGCGAGGAAUUCUUUCUUACCUAGAUUGCCAAGCGAGCCAGUGUAGCUGCUGCUCCGUUGGCUGCUUGGGUUGUAGCUAACGUGAAGUUCUCUGUGGUUCUUGAGAAGAUUGAACCGCUGGAAAACGAGCAGGCUCAACUGGAAAAGUAAGUGCCUUUUGGCAAAUAAAGAAUUGUUGUCUAUUGCUUUUGUUGAAUGAGGGUGAUAGGUGUGUUUACGGGCAAUGAACGUUUAUCGAACAAGUUUUACUUUACAACGUGUUGGGAACUUGGUCCACUUAAGUACAUGUAUUGACGACAGUGACCUAAGCUAAGAGAAGAUCUUAUUUUUUUGUUUUUUGCUUGUUUGUUUUUUUCUUUCUUGUAAUCGCCCAAGCUAUCUCUCGUUUCGUUUGUGCUAUUAAUUCUAUCAUUAAUUGAGAACAGACUCAGUAAUAACUGAAUCAUAAAGAAAAAUCCUUUAGUGGUAAAUUUCAAACCAAUUUAUUCAUGUACUCUGUUUUUAUUUUCUAAAAAUAAAAUACUAUUUGCCUUGUCUUAUCUAGGAAUCUUGCCAAGUCCCAGCAGAGGCUUGUGAAAUUAGGGAACGCCUUGGAUAAGGUGGAUAGAGAAGUGGCAGAGAUGAGAAAAAGGUAGUGUCACUGAAGAUAGCCGGCCGCUAAGUUCCCCCUGGCAAAUGGUCUUUGACCAUUCCACGUUUUGUAAAAGCAUGUACUAAGGCAAUGCAAAAAAACUGGCUUAUAACGUAACGAAGUUAUAUUUUAGAGAGUGUUCUUUAAGCUGGUAAAACGUUGCUUUUAGUGAGUUUCAGAUUUCUUUGCCAAAGUAAUUCUAAAGAUUGAAAGACAAAUAUUUUAGAUCCGUUUAAAGAACCCACUGUUCGUGUUUUAAACACUAAGCUGUACCUCGAGUUUUGAACUUGGUAAAUUACUUCUAGUAGUUUAUAAAAUAAAUCUUACCCAUUUCUUACAAGUAGUCGAAUUUCUAAUCCAUACAUUUCGAAAUAGAUGGACCCUUCACGUCUGGCUGAAAAUCGCGUUAUACUUGCUUGAAUGUUUUUGUUGACAGCUACCCAGUUGUCCUUUUCUUUAAUUUCUGUUUUCUUGUUGAUUAGG